Sphaerodactylus townsendi is the source of this 3042-nucleotide messenger RNA. RefSeq names its product hexokinase 3 (gene HK3). Gene Ontology annotation, biological process: intracellular glucose homeostasis; glucose 6-phosphate metabolic process; glycolytic process. The transcript is spliced from 19 exons. NCBI's taxonomy places the organism in Eukaryota, Metazoa, Chordata, Lepidosauria, Squamata, Sphaerodactylidae. Gene Ontology annotation, cellular component: cytosol; mitochondrion. Bases 1 to 3042 code for a protein of 1013 amino acids. Gene Ontology annotation, molecular function: fructokinase activity; mannokinase activity; D-glucose binding. The record is from RefSeq and is a predicted model, not a curated record.
AUGUCAGAUUCAGAUCAAGACCCAGAUUACGAGGAGGACUCACCUAAACUUUCCUUUCUGAUACAUACCAAGUCAUCUUCAGGCCAAGAUGCUACUUUUUCCUUUGAGACAAGUGGUCAAGAUCAGACAUUGGACCCAGAAUGUGAAAUCACCAGUUCAUUUUUGAGUUUCUCCAUGUCACGUUCAUCACCAACCUCUGGGGAGUCACCAACCUCUAGGGAGGUUCCCGAGAGCUGUGUCAUGACUUCAUUUCUGGCUGUUUCGAUGGCAGACUCAGCAACCAAAGAUUCAUUUGCUGGUCAGAGGCUAGCUCCUCACCGUCUUACAAAUGUGCCUUUUCCUGCUCAGGUCCAGAAACAACUACAAGGUUUUUACCUAUCCAAAAAGCAGCUCCUGCGAAUGAAAGACUCCUUGCAGGCAGCCUUGGAGAAGGGCCUAAAAAAACAGGCUCAAGAUGGACCAGGUGGCUUACCCAUGCUGCCCACUUAUGUUUGUGCUUUGCCUGAUGGCACUGAGAGAGGAUAUUUUCUGGCUCUAGUAUUGGGCAAGACUCAUGUGGAAACCUUGCUGUUGCACCUGAGUGGAGAAGAGAAGCAGAAGGCUCAGAUAAAAAAGCAGACCUUUGCAAUUCCAGCAGAACUGCUCCAUGGCAAUGGCUUUCAGCUUUUUGAAUUCUUGGCCAAAUGCCUGGCUAAAUUUUUGGAUGACCUUGGCAUCAGCGAGAAAUCUUUCCGACUGGGCUUCUGUUUUCCCUUUCAGUGUGAACAUAUUUCACUGAAUCAGUGUAAGUUGGUUCAGUGGACAAAGGAGUUCUACUGUUCCGGUGUGGUGGGUGAGAAUGUGGCACAACUGCUCCAAACAGCCUUAAAAGAACACUGUAAGAACUACAACAUUGAGGUCUUUGCUGUGCUGAAUGACACCGUGGGAGUCAUGAUGAGCUGCAUUUGUGAAGAGCAGCCCUGUGAGAUUGGGCUGAUAAUAGAUGAUGGUACUAAUUGUUGCUACAUGGAACAGAUCGAGAACAUAGCAGGCAUGGAGAACCAAGCGGGGCGCAUGUGUCUAAACACCGAAUGGGGCUCUUUUGGGCAAGGAGGAGAAUUGGAUAACAUACUGACAGAGUUUGACCAGUUAAUGGAUAAAGAGUGUACUAAUCAAGGCAUGUGCAGAUUUGAAAAGCUGAUCAGUAAUAUAUACGUGUGUGAGAUUGUCCGCAUUAUUCUGGCUACUCUGUCUGAGAAGGGUGAUCUCUUCAGUGGGGUCUUGGCUCCCAGUCUGUUGACCAAAGGAGUGCUGAAGCUGCAAGAUAUCUUGGAUAUCAUAGAUGAAAAAGUGGGCCUGGUGAAAACCAAGAACUUCCUGACUCGCCAGGGACUGGUCCCGAACAACCAAGAUUGUUCCUUUGUGCAGCAGAUCUGUCAAAUUGUGUUUCUCCGCUCUGCCCACCUCUGUGCUGCUGGAGUGGCUGCCAUCAUUACUCAUAUUCGUACUUCUCAAAAACGGGCACAUCUGAAUAUCGGUGUAGCUGUGUCUGGGGCCAUGUACAGGGGUCAGACACAGUAUCGUGAGACAGUGCAGCAGACACUGAAAACCUUAAUUCCUGAGUGUACCGUCACCUUUGUCACAUCUGAAGGCAGUGCUGUAGGGACUUCCCUGGUUGUGGCUGCAGCUGUGAGGCUUGGAAAACUUCGUGAGCAGUUAUCUGCAAUCCUAGCACCCUUGCAACUUUCCACAGGGGACCUUGAAAAAAUCCGGAAGCAGAUGAGAUGGGAGAUGGAAAGGGGCCUGUCGAAGGAGACUAACAAUGUAGCCACUGUCCGCAUGUUGCCUACCUUUGUCUGUCAGUUGCCUGAUGGCUCUGAGAGAGGGGACUACCUAGCCCUGGAUCUGGGUGGAACCAAUUUCCGAGUGCUGAUGGUGCAGGUGAAAAGCCCACAGGAGGGUGGUAUCAACAUAAUCAGUGAGAUUUAUAUCAUUCCAACAGAAGUGGCCCAGAGCACUGAUGUAGAGCUCUUUGAUCACAUUGUUCGCUGUGUUAUGGAUUUCCAAACCAAGCAUGGCAUGAAAGAUCGCACGCUGCCACUGGGCUUCACUUUCUCCUUUCCCUGCUCUCAGUUAGGCCUGGACAAGGGCAUCUUAUUGAGAUGGACCAAGGGUUUCAGUGCUGUGGGCUGCGUAGGGAGAGAUCCUGUGGAAUUGCUACGGGAGGCGGUCAAACGUCAAGAGCACUUUGGUCUAAACGUGGUUGCCAUAGUGAAUGACACUGUGGGAACCAUGAUGUCAUGUGCCUAUGAGGAUCCCAAAUGCGAGAUUGGCCUCAUUGUUGGAACAGGUACCAAUGCUUGCUAUAUGGAGGAAAUGAAAAAUGUGAGCACUGUGGAGAGUGGCGAGAAAAGAAUGUGUAUCAACAUGGAAUGGGGAGCAUUUGGGGAUGAUGGCAGCCUUGACUAUAUAAUGACGGCCUAUGACAAGAAAAUGGAUGCAGCAUCCAUCAACCCAGGCCAACAGAGGUAUGAGAAGCUCAUCAGUGGUAUGUACUUGGGUGAAAUUGUGCGCUACAUUCUACUGGAUCUAACAGCCCGCAAGAUCAUAUUUCAAGGCCAGUCGCCAUCUGUGCUUAAAACCAAAGACCUCUUCCCCACUAAAUUGUUAUCAGACAUCGAGAAGGGUGGCCAAGGUGUGCAAGAGGUGUGUACUGUUUUGGAAGAGAAAGGAUUUGUGAUAACUACGGAGGAUGCCCACCUGGUGAAAAAUGUGUGCCAAAUAGUGUCCACCCGUGCUGCUAAAGUAUGUGGAGCUGGUCUGGCUGCUGUUGUAGAUAAAAUCCGAGAAAAUCGGCAGCUUGAGAAGCUGGAGGUGACUGUUGGAGUGGAUGGAACGCUAUACAAGAUGCACCCUCACUUUGCAAGGCAGGUUCAGGAGACAGUGGCUCUUUUGGCACCAAAAUGCCAAGUCAAAUUCUUACUAUCAGAAGACGGUUCGGGAAAAGGAGCUGCACUGAUUGCUGCUGUGGCCCACCACAAAAGUCAGCAGAAACCCACUUAG